CGUCCCUGAAAACACACCGGCUGCUAUUUUCAGUUCCACUUGGUUUUUUUGUUUGUUUGUUUGUUUGUUGUUGCGCAUGCUCAGUGGUACUGUAGCGCCUGUGUAUGUGUGUGCGUCUCAGGAACCAGUUCAGGGUCUGUCGUUGCUAAACUACUUUAGCUACCCGCCGUUUCUCUCGUCUUCAACGACACACGGAGGUAGCCGAGCUCCUCCACUAUAAGCUCAAAUCAUGGUGAACGUAAAGAAACGGAAAGGUCGAGUCGUUAUCGACUCGGACUCUGAAGACAGCGCCAGCGACGAUAAUUUAGACCAGGAGCUCCUGUCUCUGGCCACCAAGAGGAAGAGGGUGGACUCCGAUGACCAGCAGGACGACCAGCAGGAUGACCAGCCAGUCAGCAAGCCUGCAGCCUCAUCAGACUCCGAGACAUCAGACAGUGAUGAUGAAUGGACCGCCGGUGGUCCUAAAGUCAAGAAGAAGGUCAAGCCAGGGAAACCGACGGCAACCGAGAAGAAGAAAGAGGCAGCGAAGAAGAAGGCACAUAAAGCUGCGUCGUCCGGGAGUUCUGGGGGAGACAGUUCAGCUGACAGCUCCGCCCCCGAGGAGGGUACAGUGGCUGUCAGUGGUUCCACUAACAACAGUAAAUCUUCCAUCUCCUCCUACAAUAUGGUUGAGAAGGAGACUCCUCGCGUGGCCGUGGAGGACCUGAUGGGAGACGAGGAGGACAGCCGGCUGGAGCAGAUGACCGAGAAGGAGAGGGAGCAGGAGCUCUUCAACAGGAUAGAGAAGAGAGAGGUGCUCAUAAGAAGAUUUGAAAUUAAAAAGAAGCUGAAAACAGCGAAGAAGAAGGAGAAAGAGGAGAAGAAAAAGAACCACGAGGAAGAACAGAAGAAGAAGAGGGAGAGAUCGUCCAGUGGCCAUCAUGAAGACAGAACUCAUCAGGACCAGCAAGUUAUGUCCCACAACAAGGAGAGGAGGACUAAACGGGAUGAGAAGCUGGAUAAAAAGUCUCAGGCCAUGGAGGAACUGAAAGCGGAGAGAGAGAAGAAGAAAACGAGGACAGCGGAGCUCCUGGCGAAACGGCUGCCCCUGAAAACCAGCGAGGUUUACUCGGACGAUGAGGAGGAGGAAGAGGAGGAGGACGACGACAAAUCAUCCGUAAAGAGCGAUCGCAGUUCACACUCUUCAUCUUAUUCCGAAGACGAAGAGAAAGAGGAGACGCCACCAAAGUCGCAACCCGUGUCGCUACCAGACGAACUGAACCGCGUCCGUCUGUCCCGCCACAAACUGGAGCGCUGGUGUCACAUGCCGUUCUUCCAGAAGACCGUCAGCGGCUGCUUCGUACGGAUCGGCAUCGGGAGCAGUAGUAGCAAACCAGUUUACAGGGUGGCUGAAAUAGUUGACGUGGUAGAGACGGCUAAAGUGUACCAGUUGGGAACAACCCGGACCAACAAAGGACUACAGUUACGGUAAAACUACUCAGCUCUUACCUUUGGAUGGCUGUUGGAUGGCUUUGUGGCUAAUCAGGAGUUCACAGAAAACUAGAGUUGGAUGAAGUGGAAAGAUGGCUGGUGAAUGAUCAUAGCCAGUAUGCAGGUUCCCACUCUAGAUGAGAUCAAUAAGAAGGAACAGGCCAUCAAAGAGGCUUGUAACUACAAAUUCAACGACAAAGACAUCGAGGACAUUGUAAAAGAGAAAGACAGGUUCCGAAAGGCGCCUUCCAACUACGCCAUGAAGAAAACAUCACUACUCAAAGAUAAGGCCAUGGCAGAGGAGAGUGGAGAAGGAGACCGAGCCAAAGAGAUCCAGGACCAGCUGAAUGAGUUGGAGGAGAGGGCCGAGCAUCUGGACAGACAGAGGACCAAAAACAUCUCUGCCAUCAGCUACAUCAACCAGAGGAAUCGGAGCUGGAACAUCGUGGAGUCUGAGAAAGCCCUAGUGGCUGAAGGACAGAAUGCCAAGAUGCAGAUGGACCCGUUUACUAGACGGCAGUGCAAACCAACCAUGGUGUCUAACGCCAGAGACCCUUCAGUCCAUGCAGCUAUCCUCCAACACCUCAAUGAGAAGUACGGAGAAGGGUCAGGCAAAGAGAUGGACUUGGAGUUUGAGAUGGGCAGGGGAGCAGGACAGGCUGCUCUCAAAGUCAUCGACCCGACGAAGAACACCAGCGACCUGUCAGAGGACCUCUUUAAAGUCCACGACUUUGACGUCAAGAUUGACCUACAGGUUCCCAACGCAGAAGCCAAGUCUCUGUCAGUGAGCGCCAACACCCUGGCAGUGAAGGACGGUGCUCCACGUAGGUCUCUCAACCUGGAGGACUACAAGAAGAGGAGGGGUUUGAUCUAAAGAACUACAGGAAGUAGACGAGGGGCUUCAACGACUGAUCAAAUGGCCUAAAACCUCAGUCAGUCAGAACCACCUGCAUGUUGGUUGGCCAUUCGCCCCAGGGCACCAGUGUGUGUUUGAGGGAAGAGAGAGAGAGUGAGUGUGUGUGUGAGGUGUGUGUGUGUGAGAGAGUUGUGUGACCGUAUGCUUGAGUGUGUGUGAGAGAGGCUGUCCAUCUUAAAACAAUAGGAAAUAAUAAUUAAGAGAAGACAACUUUUUGUUUUUUUUCCCCUCGAAGGUUUUCUCUUAGAAAACAGUUCACCUUUACUUUUUUUUUCUCUCGUUAUUAUGUGGUAAAAAUUGUACUUGGAAUUGUGUUAUUUUUCUUUUGUAAUUUCUAAGUUUUUAUAAAUAAAUCUAACGUUGGUUCUCCCUCA
Messenger RNA from Oncorhynchus keta (chum salmon), 2760 nucleotides. Its product is annotated as RNA polymerase-associated protein RTF1 homolog. Gene Ontology annotation, molecular function: RNA polymerase II C-terminal domain phosphoserine binding; DNA binding. NCBI's taxonomy places the organism in Eukaryota, Metazoa, Chordata, Actinopteri, Salmoniformes, Salmonidae. The record is from RefSeq and is a predicted model, not a curated record. Gene Ontology annotation, cellular component: Cdc73/Paf1 complex.